AGACGCUGCUUGCUGUAUCUGUGCGCGUACGUCGCCUGGGCGCAGGAUGAUCUGGAAUAUGACGACUACGGGGCGACGGGCACAUCCACAUCAAAACCCCCAAAUAAAACCGUAGACGCUCGAGGUCAUCGUCCCUCAACCAGGGGCAGGGACCAAUACACCGCUCCUCGCUAUGUCCCCCCUCCUAUCAGCGGCGGGCACAGGUAUCGUGGACGCCCCACUCAGACUACGGUUGGAAGACCACAGGUGCAGGAGAAGAAGGAGAUCCCUGAUGCUGGAGGAUGCACACACGCCUCAGAUGAGAUGGGUGUUUUGUGUCCUAACGGCUGCGAGCUGAAGACGGCACUGCUGAAACAAGAGAGGAGCGUCAAAGCGGGCAUCAGUGACCUCAAGCCUCAGGUGGAUGACCUGACCCGCUCCUCCAACAACGUCUACAACUACGUCAACAGCAUCUCCAACUCUCUGAGGGAGAGGCAGAGAGUCAUCACCGAUAACAACAGGGUGGUCAGUCAGUACACUGAUAGCGUGGAGGAACAACAUGCCUACAUCAAGGACAUAGUGGACAAUACCUUCCCUUCCAACAUCCGGGUGCUACAGGGGGUCCUGGACAAGAUCAGGCUGAAAAUCCAGAAGUUAGAGAAAGCCAUCCAGUCCCAGAGGGGAUGCAAGGAGCCGUGCAAGACCAACUGUCUACCUGUGGUGUCUGGUAAGGAGUGUGAGGACGUCUUCCGUCGUGGAGGAAGAGACUCUCAGAUGUACCUGAUCCAGCCGGACGCCUUCCCGGCAUACAAGGUCUUCUGUGAUCAGACCAGCCAGAAUGGAGGAUGGCUUCUCAUCCAGAGCAGGCUUGAUGGCAGCGUUGACUUCGGUCGGCGCUGGGACGAGUAUCGUCGUGGUUUUGGCAACAUCGCCUUUGAUUCUGGCAAGGGUCACUGCGAGACUCCAGGUGAAUACUGGCUGGGUAAUGACCGCAUUAGUCAAGUGACCAAGAUGGGCCCCACUGAGGUUCUCAUUGAGAUGCAGGACUGGACUGGAGCCAAAGUCAACGCCCAGUAUCAACAGUUCACCGUCCAAUCAGAGACCUCCAACUUCGUGCUGGCUGUCGGUGGUUACUCAGGUACCGCUGGCAACGGUUUCAUGGAAGGAUCUUCUGAGCUUGGUGAAAACCGCACCAUGACCAUUCACAACGGCAUGAUGUUCAGUACCUACGACAGAGACAACGACAACUGGACCCCCGGUGAUCCCACCAAACAAUGUGCCAAGGAAGAUGGAGGCGGCUGGUGGUACAACCGCUGUCACUCAGCCAAUCCCAACGGCCGGUACUACAUCGGCGGCUCCUACACACGUCAGAUGGCCAAGCACGGCACGGACGAUGGAGUGGUGUGGAUGAACUGGAAGGGCAGCUGGUAUUCCCUCAAGGCCAUCAGCAUGAAGAUCCGGCCUUACUUCGCCCCAGGAUAGACCACGCUGCCGGUGCCAACACACACACGAGCAUAUAACACAAACAGGAAGCUGCCAAAAUAAAAGACAAACACAUACAGGAAACUUCAAAUAAAAGACAUUAAAGUAAAGUGUCCUUAACAAGCUUUACAAUCAGUGUGUCCUUUAUUUGAGCUGUAACCUUUAAGCAGAUGGACACACACACUUACACACAGCUGAGUCCUGACCUGCUGUGGAAGUUAAAACCCUUGAAAUGAAAUGAUGCAGCUUUUAAAGUUAAAGAAGAAUGAAGAAAGAGAAGAGAUGUUUCAUGUCUGAUAAAGAGAAAGGUCUUCUGUUGUGGAUGAGUGUGCUGUGAUCUGUCUGCCUGUGUUAUAUGUGACGUCUUCAGUGUGCACUAACAGGACGAGUUGAUCACAACUCUCCUCUACUACUCAAUAAACAUGUUGAGGAACAUA
Molecule: messenger RNA, 1898 nt
Organism: Notolabrus celidotus (New Zealand spotty)
Lineage: Eukaryota; Metazoa; Chordata; Actinopteri; Labriformes; Labridae
Gene: fgb
Product: fibrinogen beta chain
Biological process (GO): protein polymerization; blood coagulation; platelet activation
Cellular component (GO): fibrinogen complex
Molecular function (GO): signaling receptor binding
Source: RefSeq, a predicted model, not a curated record